CACAGUUGCCUUUACAACGUGUUUCAUUCCGAGUAGUGGCUGUCUGGUUGGAAACUCAAAUCUUGAAAAGAUUUAGGUAACGCGUCACUUUUUGGUUGAUAAAGACUGACAGGUGUCAACAGAAACCAUGUCAGAAGUGAAACACAGAAAAUCCAGAUCAAACUUCACGAAAAGUGCACCCGGUGGGGGGAGACCUAGCACAUCUACGGGAAGGAAGGCAGCGGUAUCCCCAUCACACAACACUAAGGACAGAACGCCUGAGGGUGGUGAUGGUUGGAUCUUGUGGCUUAAUCUGGGGGCGUGUCUGUCUGCCAUGGUGUACUGUGGAUAUAAACACGCAGACCUGAUGUACACCAUUCACGAGAACAACAUGUGGUUCACAAACAUAAAGGAGGUGGAGAGAGAGAUUUCCUUCAGAACUGAAUCCGGUCUGUAUUAUUCGUACUACAAGCAAAUGGUGCAGGCACCAUCUAUUUCACAGGGCCUGCAUUCCCUGGUCCAUGACAAUAUGACGGAACACCCAGACACGAUUAAUGUCCUGGAAAGAAUGAACGUCUACCAGGAAGUUGUCCUCAGUAUCUUAUACAGAGUAUUACCCAUAAAGAAGUGGAUUCCGCCAAUCUUUUUCUACAUUAACUCGGUGUUUGCCCUCCACGCUAUGCUGGUGUGGGCGUUGUUCCUCACCGCGUACUUCCUGAGUGGGUCGUGGCUGGCUGGUAUUCUGACAGCGUGUUUCUACACCUUCAACAAGGUGGACACGACUAGGGUUGAAUACAUUAUCCCGCUCAGAGAAAGCUUCUCUCUCCCUUUCCUGUGGGUACAGAUAGCAGCAACUACAUAUUACUUCAGACACAACUGCUCUCCUCAGAAGGAGAAGCUGUCAGUGGGAAUCAUUUUGAUCUCCAGCCUAUGUUUCUCACUGGGCUGGCAGUUUAACCAGUUUGUACUACUGCUGCAGGCCUUUGCUCUGUUUGGCACUUGGAUCCUGGACAUGGUCCCUUCCAGAAAGAUCCAGAUGCUGUUUAUAGCCCAGUGUUUCUCGCUAGUCGCGACCUGUUUCCUGCAGUUCUUCAACAAAAUGAUCCUCGGAUCUCUGGUCAUGAGCUUUAUCCCUUCUGCGCUUCUCCUUAUCUACCUUAAGGGAGACGAAAUGAAAUCCUGCAGCAUUCCAAAUCAAAUUAUCAAAGUAUUCGGAUACUCUUUGGCAGUUCUUGUUUCCAUGAUGCUCCUGCAGAGAGUUUUAAAGUUUGUUCUGGGGAUUGAUGCAGAUGAACACAUCUACAAAUUUGUCAUGUCAAAGUUUAAAGUUGGGCAUGCAAGGGAUUUCGAUGCCUUGCUGUACCUGUGUAUCGAUGCGUUCGGCUUCCUACAGUUUGAUACAUUUGAGCGGUUGACAAAAGGAGUUGUCUUCCCUUUGUAUGUUGUCACACACCUAGGAAUGUUGAUCAUCCUGUUUAUAGCAGUUCUACAGAAUUGGAGCAACCAUGUUCAUGAAACAAAUGUCAAAGAUCACACAAGUGCCAAAAAAUUGCAUCUCCUGAGUUCUCGUCCAGAACUUGCUUAUCAUACAGUAUUAGCGGUUUUCUUUGGAAUUCUGGGAAUGUCUACAUUACGUAUGAAAUACCUUUGGACACCGUACAUGUGCAUUCUGGGAAGUGUUGGAAUCAGUGACUACAAAGUCUGGAGGACUAUUCUGUCACCGCUUAAAACACAGGGAAUCAUCGUGCAGAUUGUCAGACAUUUUAUGACCCUAUUAACGCUAACAGUUUUAUUAGCUAUAGCUCUUUCACCUCUUUUGAAAGAACUAGAGGAAUUGAAGGAAUUUUGGGAUCCAGAUACUGUAGAGCUCAUGGAGUGGAUCAAAUCCAGUGUGCCAAGCAGUGCAGCAUUUACUGGCAGUAUGCAGCUGUUAGCAGGAGUCAAACUGUGUACAGGUCGUCCAAUCACAAACCACCCUCAUUAUGAAGACAACCAUCUCCGAUUUAAAACCAAAGAACUUUAUCAGAUAUAUGGAAGGAGAACUCCUGAAGACAUCCACGACAUCUUAACAAAGUAUAAGUCUAGCUACAUCAUCUUGGAGGACAGUAUUUGUUUAGCACCUUCCAAGGGAUGUCGGACUCCGGAUAUUGUAGAUGUUGACAAUGGAGUGAUUCCUGACCACGGUAAAUCAGAGCCAGGACUCGUCAAAAGUAGCAUUCCUAGAUUCUGUGAUGAAAUACGAUACGAAACACCAGCGUACACAAAAUAUUUCAAACUCGUGUUCAGUAAUCGAACAUUCCGUGUUCACAAAGUAUUAUGAAAUCUACAACACGUAGUAUGUAUUUAUUUACAGAUUACAUGUACCUCUGUUACAUAUUUCCAAUCGUUUUCCGGGUUUGGUUUGAUCCAGGUGUUUUUGCCAUAUUUUUUUUUCACGUAUACCUGAUCCUUUUCACAAAUAUUGUAGGAAUUCUUUGUGUAACCACUUUAAAACCAGAUCAUUGAUAUUUUUUAAAAUUUAGAAUAAGGGACAGAGAUAUAAAGGGCAUUUUUUCUCAAGAUCCAAGUCUUAAUAUGAUAAAAUUCAUAUUGAAUGCAUGUAUAUUUUUUUAUAUCAUACUACAUGUACAUUCAAAGGUCAUGAUCAUUUCAUUACAGUGUCUCCCAAGUUUUUAUUGCCUUUUACAAGGUUUAUUUCUGGUAUUAGGGAAAAAAAAGACCUUUGGAAAAUUACAUAAAGUCCAUGAUUAUAAAUUAAAUAUUUAAUUACAUUUUCAACAGCAGCUGGAGUUUUUUGCAUUUCUGUUAUUUGAUAAGUAUAUUUUAUUAAUACUAAAAUGGACUGAAGGUGUUGAGAGAGGAAAAUGACACUGAAAAUGCUGCCUCAAAGACACAUACAAGUAAUGAUACAGAACAUGAUUUCAUCAGCAUUGAUCAUCUCCAUCACAUCACGCAAGUAGAAUGGAUGAAAACCACCAAGCAGUGGAAUUUUGAUAAUGCUAGUGUCUGGGGGUGUAAUGUUUUUAAUGUCUGGCACUAAGUCUCAUUUUUAACCAAUAAUGCUAGGUUACACAAUGAAUUUGAAUGGGAAUAGUAUGGCCUCUUUUAUUUUUAUGUGAAUUUUGCAUAAUAGAUUUGAAUGUCAUAUUAAUUGAUAGCAUUUAUUCUUUGAAUAAAUGUUUUGAAAUUUGUCUAUUUUGUAAUAGUAUAUACUUAAAGAUUGAAUUUCACAUUUUAUUUUUUAAAACUCUUACAUGUAUUGUGAGCCAUGAUGUAAUUUUCUAUAAUAUGAAAUGAUGUACCCUCAUUAUGAUAUUAGAGAAAUUUAUUAUAUGAUUCCAUACAUGCAUGCAUUUUGGAAUUUACACGUAUAAUGGAGGAAGACCAAUGUAGCUCAGGAACUUGAAAUCAAUGUCUUUUGACAUGUAAGGCGAGAGUAGUUCAAGAAUUUAUCAAACACAAAUGUUACAUUUUAUUAUAAGUACACAUGAAAGGUAUGCUAUAAUCUUUAGAGUCUGCACACAAUGUGUAGAAGACGAGAAUAUACGAGUAUGUUCUGAUGCUAGUACAGUGUGGAUUCUUAUUUUCUAGUCACAACUUGAAGGUAGUAAAAUCUUCAAAAGAAUUUCUUGCCAGUUUACAUUCACCCAAAUGUAUUUUUGAUAAAUGCAAUUUGAUACAAAUUUUAAUUAUUAGCAAUACAGUAUGAUUGACAUUCAUUUGUUUAUAAGAGUUGAAUUUACAAAAUUCCAGUCGGUCAUCAUGAAUUGCUGUCAGGUAAUUAUUUUGACUAAAUGACAUAUUAAUCAAUAUUAAAUCCUGAAUGAAUGCCUCCAGUAAUUUCACGGACAAUCCUGCUUUAGAUCUCAAUGAUUUAGAAACACUGUAGUCAAACUUUCGACACUGAGGGCUUCAGGUUAACAUUUCAGUAUUGUCAUAUUACGGACUACAUAAGAUGGAAGCACACAAAUACUGUUUGAAAUUUCUCCUAUAAUACACACACAUACUGUUUGAAAUUUCCCAUAUAAUACACACACAUACUGUUUGAAAUUUCUCCUACAGUACACACACACACACACACACUGUUUGAAUUUUCUCCUACAGUAUACACACACACUGUUUGAAAUUUCUCAUGUAAUACACACACUGUUUGAAAUUUCUCAUAUAACACACACACACAGUUUGAAAUUUCUCAUAUAAUACACACAGUUUGAAAUUUCUCCUAUAAUACACACACAUACUGUUUGAAAUUCCCCAUAAUCGCAGCAGUAUGAUGUUGGUACACCAUUUCCCCCCUGGUGAUUGUUUUGUAUGCUGUAGCUCACCUGAAUGGUUUGAUGAAUUAUUGACAUUUGUUUCUCUAGCAAUGUACUUUCCUUUUAUUGGGCUUGACAGUGUUCUAUUUUUUUUAUUUAUUUAUUUUUUUUUUGCUUCUGUAUCACCUUGAAAUGUUAUGAAUAAAAUUGAACACCUCUA
Molecule: messenger RNA, 4455 nt
Organism: Ostrea edulis (European flat oyster)
Lineage: Eukaryota; Metazoa; Mollusca; Bivalvia; Ostreida; Ostreidae
Product: probable C-mannosyltransferase DPY19L3
Exons: 18
Coding region: 128-2299 (723 amino acids)
Cellular component (GO): nuclear inner membrane
Molecular function (GO): mannosyltransferase activity
Source: RefSeq, a predicted model, not a curated record